Molecule: messenger RNA, 1361 nt
Organism: Zymoseptoria tritici IPO323
Lineage: Eukaryota; Fungi; Ascomycota; Dothideomycetes; Mycosphaerellales; Mycosphaerellaceae
Exons: 3
Coding region: 301-1098 (265 amino acids)
Source: RefSeq, a predicted model, not a curated record
UCCUGCGUGUGAGCCGUCUUCUUCGACCGGAUGCCAGCAGUGCGAGCUGUGCCAGACCACUGUGCCGCACCACUCCAUCCACCCCCACAGUGAUCAACGACCACAUCCAUUCUUUGAACGAACCUUCCACUUCACCUGCUCUUUCUCCGUCGCUCCUCCUCCCGCACUGCCGAAUCGCUGCUGUUUCACCACUCUCAACGACAUCCAUCCGAUACACGAUUCCUUCCUUCGCACCGCAGCGAGAGGCUUGUCCUCUGCGACCAUCUGCGGUGUCGCAUUGCACUUUGAUCAUCGCCCAGCAUGAUGGAUCCUUCACCGAGCCUUCCACAACGUAUGUCAGCGCUAUACCAAUACCACAAUGCUCCCGAAGUCGCACCCGCACAUGGUCUCGAAUACGACGACAAUGUAUAUCCCUCCUCCGACAAGUACCCAGUGCUUCGCGAAUCACCCGCCUCAGCGCAUGACAGAUACAAUCGACAUGCCUUUGACAAUGACAACCGACCGCCGCGCAUCAUUUUUGGAAUGAAGAUCAAGACUUUUCUGGUCGUAGCUGCGAUUAUGAUUCUCAUCGUGGUUGGUGCCGCAGUAGGAGGAGCAGUAGGCGGGAAACAACUACGAGACCAGCACGAGGCGGACAUGUUCAACAACGCAACUUCACCCUCUCGCCCUUCGACCGCCUCCGCCUCCUCAACCUACAACGCCCCAGUCCCGACCUACGAACCCCUCUCCGACUGUCCGGACUCCGACAACACCCUCUACACCUCCUCCUUCGCCCACAUCUCCGACACCUCCACCCUCACCACCUCCUCCAACACCUCGCACGCCUCCGCAGGCCUCUCCUUCACAAAACACUGCGCGCUCUCCAACCCCAUCACCGACAAAGCGAAACUCACCUCCGCUUUCGUCUACUCCUUCUCCGACUGCGUCGAAGUCUGCGCGGCGUACAAUUAUUGGGCGGAUUCGAGCGAGUGUUCCGUGGCGGUGUAUCAGAGCAAUGCGACGAGGCCGGCGAAUUGUUGGAUCGGGAAGAUUCCCGAGUUGAAGGCGAGUAGUUUAAAGCCGAAGGAUGGGAUUGAUGUGGCGACUUUGGAGGAGUGAGAGAACGAAGGAAAUGGUUUGGAUUUUCUUUGGGUAGCGCACUGCGAUGACGAGCGGGGCGUUGGGAUUUUUUUCUUGGAUCUUGGUCGAUGGUGCUGAUGAGAUGGAUGUGACUGGACGAGAGAAGCUUUCAUGAUGGAGAAUAGGAGAUGCUUCCACGAUCGAGGAAGAAAGGAGCUUCCAGAGUUUAAUUCGGGAAGAGAACGCCAAAGGACGAAGAUAUGGGGCAGCCACGCCUAUGAACAGAACAGGCAGAAGAGAUC